AUGAUAGAAUUUGUUUUAUUUUUAGGGUUAUGUUUUGUUUUAGGGGGGUUGGGGGUAGCGUCCAAUCCUUCUCCUUAUUAUGGGGUGAUAGGGUUGGUUGUAGCGGCUGUUGCUGGAUGCGGUUGGUUGGUAAGUUUGGGGGUUUCUUUUGUUUCUUUGGUGCUGGUGAUGGUUUACUUAGGGGGAAUGUUGGUGGUAUUUGUCUAUUCGGUCUCAUUGGCAGCGGAUCCUUAUCCUGAGUCUUGGGCAGAUUGAGGGGUUGUUGGGUAUGGUUUUGGUAUGGGUCUGGUUGUUGUGGUUGGGCUGGUUGUUGGAGGUGUGUCUGGGGUGUUGGUGGAUGAGGGGACGGUGAAUAGUGGGGGGUUGUUAUCUGUUCGGUCGGAUUUUAGUGGGGUGGCUGUUCUUUAUUCAGAGGGGGCGGGGUUGCUUUUAAUUGGGGGUUGAGGGUUAUUGUUGACUUUGUUUGUGGUAUUAGAGCUUGUGCGGGGGUUAUCUCGGGGGGCUAUUCGGGCUGUUUAG
Taeniopygia guttata (zebra finch) is the source of this 519-nucleotide messenger RNA. The record is from the annotation of a RefSeq genome assembly. NCBI's taxonomy places the organism in Eukaryota, Metazoa, Chordata, Aves, Passeriformes, Estrildidae.